Molecule: messenger RNA, 2885 nt
Organism: Glycine soja
Lineage: Eukaryota; Viridiplantae; Streptophyta; Magnoliopsida; Fabales; Fabaceae
Product: probable protein S-acyltransferase 19
Exons: 9
Coding region: 220-2430 (736 amino acids)
Biological process (GO): protein targeting to membrane; peptidyl-L-cysteine S-palmitoylation
Cellular component (GO): endoplasmic reticulum; Golgi apparatus
Molecular function (GO): protein-cysteine S-palmitoyltransferase activity
Source: RefSeq, a predicted model, not a curated record
GAAGUGUACGUCAGAAUUCAGACAAGAAAAAAAAAGUGUAUGUAAGAACUAAGAAGCGUUUUUAUAUUGAGAUUAGGUAUAUUUACGAUUCUUUUUUUUUUCCGUUCCUAUUCCUACUCUGCAGCUGGAAGUAGCAAGUUAGUGCGCUUGCUUGCUAGUUAAAGGUUUAGGGUAUUGAGAGAGAGAGAGAGAGACGAAUCUGAAUUGAGCUGAGUAGAUAUGGUGAGAAAACAUGGCUGGCAACUACCUGCUCACACUUUUCAGGUUGUUGCGAUCACUGUAUUCUGCUUAUUGGUGAUUGCUUUCUAUGCUUUCCUUGCUCCCUUCAUUGGAGGGGGUCAUAUAUGGGAAUAUACCUUCAUUGCUAUUUACUCUCCUGUGGCUCUCAUUGUGUUCAUUCUUUACGUCAGAUGCACUGCAAUUAACCCUGCAGAUCCGGGCAUUAUAUCUAAGUUUGACCCUAGAGUGGGAAAUAAGUUCAGUUCUGCUCAUGAUUUAUCAGGGAAGCAUCAUGGUUCUGAACAUGAACGCAUUGCUGCUAGAGAGCAAUAUUCUCCGUCAUCUGCUGCUUCCAAAAGGUCUAUGAGCAAGAAGAGCUCAGUGGAAGAUCUUGAUAGAGUAGAUAAUUCAAGGAAAGAGAAUAACCAGAACUCGUGUAAUGCAAUUGGAGGAAUUUUCUGCAUAUUAUUUUCACAUGAAGAUUGCCGGAAACAGGAAGCAACAGCUGAUGAGCAGGGUGGUGGUGAAGAUGCUUUGUUCUGCACUUUGUGCAAUGCUGAGGUGCGCAAGUUCAGUAAACAUUGUAGAAGUUGUGAUAAAUGUGUUGAUGGCUUCGAUCACCAUUGUCGGUGGCUUAACAAUUGUGUGGGUCACAAAAAUUACAGUUCUUUUAUUGCUCUCAUGGCUUUUAGUCUUGCGUGGCUAGUUAUUGAAGCUGGAGUUGGUGUUGCUGUUUUUGUGCGUUUCUUUGUUAACAAGAGAGGAAUGGAGUCUGAAAUCAUUGAUAGACUCGGAAAUGGAUUCUCUCGGCCCCCAUUUGCAGCCGUUGUGGUUGUAUGUACUGUAGUUUCUAUCUUGGCUUGUGUGCCUUUGGGUGAGCUUUUCUUUUUCCACAUGAUACUAAUUAGGAAGGGCAUCACUACCUAUGAAUAUGUUGUAGCAAUGAGAGCCAUGAGCGAAGCACCUGCUGGAGCAUCUGUUGAUGAGGAUUUGCCAAAUAUACUUUACUCUCCAACAGGCUCAGCCACAACUGGAUUGAGUGGAGGAAGUUCACUUGGUUUGCAGUAUAAAGGGGCUUGGUGUACCCCUCCUAGGGUAUUCGUGGAUUAUCAGGAUGAAGUUGUGCCUCACUUGGAGCCUGGAAUGCUACCAUCAACUGUUGAUCCAGAUGCAGCUGGGAUUGCAGAAAGAGGGCAAAAGAUGCCAAAAAGACCUGUUCGUAUUAGUGCUUGGAAGCUUGCUAAGUUGGAUUCACAAGAGGCAGUGAGAGCAGCUGCAAAAGCCAGGGCAUCUUCUUCAGUUUUGCGACCUGUAGAUAACCACCGUCUACCAGAUGGAGAAUUGAGCUCUAGUGGCAACAUGAGCAUCAGAAGUAGUUUGAGCACAGAGACUGGAACUAACAAGGAAAUAAAACACGAGUUGAGAUUGUCUCCAGUGAGAAAUUCUAUUGCUCCUAGUCAAGGAAGUCGUGAUGAGUAUGAGACUGGAACUCAAAGUAUGAGUAGUUUUAGUAGUCCUAGCCAUGUUCAAGAGGCAGUUACACUCAGCCCUCUUCCACAGGACCACAGUUUGGGUGGCUUCAGGGCAGGUACCUCAAUUCCUAGUUUGGUGCCUGAGCGUCCUUUAACUUCUAAAGCAACAUUGUCAAACUUCAGGAACCCAAUAUCUAGUCCUUCUCUUGGAUUUGAUGGGAGGACAGCAAUGCCAAAAGGAAUUGGUAAUGAUCCAUUGUUGCUUUCAACUUCUAACACUUCUAUUCUAAGAGACGUGAAACGGGCAUCAGUUGUUUGGGAUCAAGAAGCUGGCAGAUAUGUUUCGGUUCCUUUAUUGCCCUCUGAAGCUCGAAAUAGGUCAUCCAUGCGCAUAGAAUUUCCAAAUGUAAAUGCUGAAACAAGCAGUAUUGGGAGAAAAUCAGUGAUUCCUCAGCAGGAGUUGUCAUCAUCUGCACCCAAAUCUCCUGGGCAGCACAUACAGAAUCUGAUGUAUACAGGAGAUUCUAUCUUUUAUGGAGGUCCAUUUUUGAGUGCCCCUGUUAAAGAUGGUUUGAGAAAUGAAAGACAUUUGGCAUCAACUGAUGCCCAAGAGGGCAGCAUAUCGGUGAACUUGCCUCAAGAGCCAAGAUAUAAAAGGAAUUUACUCUCAAAUCAGCUUCCUGUGUUUGUCCCUGGUGGGUUUGAGAAUAUCCUUCAACCUCGAUCUGGCAUGAAUUAGCUUAUGUUGUUUUGAGAUUCCAAUGAGUGGACAAAGUUUUUGUUGGAAUCGAGAGGAUAGUGAAGAGCAAUUAAAAGGGUCUAUGUGGUAGACACGGUUUUAGCCUUUCAGACCAUACAAAUGAAAAGUAUGGUGAACAUCUGACUCCAACAGGUGGUUGUUUAUUCUGCCUAAUCAUCUAGGGUUAACGUCUGUUGUCAUCAAAAUGCCUCUGGGCGUUUGAGAGAGUGAAAGAAUUUCAUUGUGCCAUUUGCUGAACAUGCCUUGAGAAAUGUGAAUCUUCCCUUAUGCGGUAGAUGAAAUCUCAAAGCAGUUAUCACUUAUUACUUCAGUAAGCAUGAGCAUGACAUGAGCCUCCUUAAUGGAUUUUAAUUUAUUAUUGUAGCUUUUGUUCCACUAGAUACUAAAAUUGUCAUUAUCUUGCCAAUAGAGUAUUGUUUGGCCUGUGGCUUAUA